AUGCCGGAAACGAGGGCAUAUGCUCUCCUGGAGGAAGGAAGGCGGACUAUCGAGGAGUCCCAAGCCGGCCCACGCGGCUGGCAUGAUCGGAAGUGGCCUGACGGUGAAGUCCCGGAGAAGAUAAGGAAGAUUGCAGGAUGGAAGCGCGCCAUGAAGGAUUUCAUGAACCAAGACGCCAAGCUGAACGACUUGGUUGCCUUGUUCACCCAGAAGUUCGUGCAGCUCGGGCAGAGCCGAAACUUCACGCUGAGCACCUUGAUGGACAUGGCCUGGACGGUUUUGAUCCUGACCUGGGAGGCGGUGGUGAACGAGAAACUGCCAAUGAUGGAAGAGGUGGAGCGAGGCUUUAAAGAGAAAUACGAGGACCUGAUGAAGGCGAUGAUGGAAGUGCGCAGGCAGUACCUCGCUGAGGUCACGGAGCUCAGGGAUCGCAUCCGCAGCAGCACGCUAAGCAGCUCCAUGCAGGCCGCGCUGGCCGAAAUCACAGCGGGGGACGAGGGUGAUGGCGGUGACCAUGGCAUCUACAGAUUUCAGCCGGAGAUAGCACUGGACCCGAAGACCCAGGAGUACUUCAAGGCGGCAAUGCAAGAAAACAUGAAGAUCGCACUGACGAAGGGUGCCGCAGCUGCUGGUGAGACGAUACAGCUGCUCAUGAGCCAGCUGACGGAUGCACAGAGCGAGCUUGAGAAGCUUCGAGAGCAGCUUGAAGACGCCUUGCUCCAAGCGAAGCUCAGCGAAGGCAUCGAAAAGCGCCCUCCACCGCCGAGGAAGGUGUCCGUGGUGGAUGCGUCCUCUCAAGAACAGGUGAAGAAGCUUCAAGCGGAACUGGAUGCUUUGCGGGCCGAGUCCGACGCGGCGAAGCAGGACAGCGAGAGGCAGAAGGCCAUCCUCCAGGUCUUCGGACUUGAGGCUAGCGCCACUCUCGACGAUGCCAGGAAGCUCUGGGAGUCGCUGAACUCUCCCGGGGACGAUUGGGCCGGAGAGGUGGAGAAGCUGCGCGAGAAGAACAAAGCUCUGGUAAAGCAGUCCAAAACCUUGGAAGAGGAGCUGGCAGAGUUCAAGAAGAAGAAUCAUGAAGAAACCUGCCGGAAGCUUCAAAGCCAAGUUUCUGACCUGCAGGCGGAGAUAGAGAAGCUCAAGCAGCAGCUGGCCACCAAGAACCUCCCCUCGAAAGGAGAUGGUGCCGAGGAAAACGAAGCUCUGAAGAGGCAACUGGCCAUGUUGAAGAAGCAGGUUGAAGCAGCGGGCAAAGGUGACGCCGUGAAGGACUUGAUGAAGCAAAACGAAGCGCUGGAGGCAGAGCUUGCAGCGCUCAAGAAGCAGCUCACGGAGAAAGUGGCCGAGGUCCAAGAGACCACGAAGGUGGCGGAUGCCGCGAGGAGGCAAUCCACGGACCUCAUGGGCCAGGUGGAGCUGAUGAAAAAGGAGCUCGAGCGGGCCAAGAAGGACCUGGACAGCGAGCGACGUCGCAGCGCAGCCCUGGAGGCGGCUGUUGAGGCUUUUGAAGAAGGGGCGAAUGGCGACGGCCAGGGGCUCGCUGAGGCCAACAAUCGUGUGCGGAAGCUGGAGCAAACGCUGAAGGGAGCCCGCGAGGAGAACGACUCGCUCAAGAAGGAGAAUGGUGUCCUCAAGGAACAACUCGAGGAGGCCAAGAUCAUGCGGAAGGCGCUGGAGCAGGCCAUGGAGGAGCUGCGGAGGAAGUUCGAGGACUUCAAGAGGCGGCUGCAGGAGAAGGGCGUGGAUGUCAGCAUCCUCGACGAAGCCCUGGCCGAAGCGGGCAUGCCGCUGCAUCCGAUGAGCGUUUUCGACCGGCUCUACAAAGAUGCCAUCCGCAGACAGAAUCGUUCGCAGGAGAAGUGGGUGGUCGACAUGCGUAACGCGCAGCAAGAGACCUGGGAGCGCAUCCUUGGCAUCUACGACGGCCCGCCGCUAACGAAGGAGCAGGUGAAUGCCUUGGUGGAGAACGGACUGAUCGACAUCAGGAUGUUCGGCAUGGAGCCGAAGGAAACCAAGGAGGCACCUCGAAUGUUCUGCCCGCGCUGCGGCUCCACGAUGAGGGCCUCCACGCCCGACGACGCCUCUGCGCAGCCCCGGCCGCACACGCAUGGCGCGAGCCUCUCCGAGCGGUCGAAGCCCAAGCUGGAGCGUGUCCGCACCUGGGCGGGCAGCGUGACAUCGCUACGCACUGCCGGAGCCGUGGCUGUUCCACAAGGUGCCCUCACGUACACGAAUGCAGAGGCCUUUACACGAAAGGACCUCUAUCUGGACAUUGUGGGAUUCCAUCCUGCUUCUCCGCUUCAAGAGAGGAGACCCUUCGCCAUCGUGAGCGAGGCAGACCAGUAUCGGAAGCACUGUCGCUUGCAGCGCUUCACCGAGCCCAAUGCGCUGGACCCGGAGCGGGACUUUUUGUAUCGGACUCAUUCCGGUGUCAAUGGAUGGCGCAUGUGUGAGUGUUGCUGGGCAUGGUAUAGCUACCUAGCUUGCAGUGACGUUGCUUCCAAUGCUGCCAAUCCCGGAUGCAGUGUGACACGAUUCCUGGUUCGGUGCUCCCUGGGUAAGUACUUCCCCGCUGGUACUCAGGCAAAGCUUGAGCCGCCGCCGACAGCAACACUGGACAGCGCAAGUGCCAUGACCCUCGACCUGCGGGAGACGCAGGCGAUCGGGCAGGCGAAUGACAUUCUGUUGCAACUGUCUCACAAAAAUCCGAGAUCCCCUAAUGCGGAGGUGAAGUCUCCACCGCCGAUGCUCUCGGAGCCUGCGGCACCGCCGUUGCAGCAGCGCCGACAAGUGCCUUUCCUGCUGCUCUCCCGUCUUUGCUUGCAAGGCAUCUCCGCCCGUGAUGCAAAGAUCGUGGAAGGUAAAGGGCCCUCGCGCGGAUUUGGGGACGUCUCGGAAGUUCAAUACCUGCAAGAAUCGCAACCGAUUAACCAUCUGCUCUCUAGCUAUGCCGUGGGCAUAUGCGUCUGCCUCUUCUGCUUGCUCCUGGGCGAGGCUGCCACUGCCCGGCACUAUGCGAAGGUGCACGGGAAUCUGAUGACGGCCCUGCAGAAGCGGAAGACCACGGCCUUCCGCUUUGGCUUGUGGAAGGUGGGGAAGGUCAUCCUCACCAUCAGCCCCAUCGUGGCAUUGCGGGAGUAUGUCGCUGGCCUUCUCGAACUUGCCUGGCGCGAGUCUCUGACGAGACGGCUCGUUAGCAGAUACCUUUCAGAUGGCACUGCAUCGAAGCGCCAGUCCUUCUACAGCCUUACACUGACGGGUGAAAUCGACAAUCCGGACCAGCGAAUAUGCCAAGAUGUCGGGAGCUUCGUGAACACCGCAGUGUCGCUGUCGCAAGACGUUGUGAGGACCGUUUUGAGCGUCUUAGCCUUCGCUCCGACUCUGUAUGCCAUUUCUCCAGCGGCAUGCUUCGGUGGUAUGGCCUAUGCCAUCCUUGGGACACUGCUUGCAACACGAGGUUUUGGUGCUUGGCUCGGGCUGUACCAGAUGAGAUGCGUCCAGCAGGAAGCUGGUCUUCGAUACAAGCUGAUCCGAGUGCGGGAGAACGCAGAAUCCAUCGCAUUCUUCGAGGGCGGGGAGGCCGAGCUGUCGAAAUUCAACGCAGCGUUUACCACGCUGCUCGACACAGCAUACCAGCGAGUUCUGGUCGCGGCUGGCUACGGCAUGCUCAAUCGGAAUUUUCAGUGGGCGACCUUCGUGGUCACACCCGUCCUGGUCGGCCCUGCGUACCUUAAGGGGAAGGUCGAGUUCGGCGUCAUUGCACAGACGAGUAUGGCCUUUAACACCAUCCUGAACGCGAUGACGCUGGUAAUGCAUCGUCUCGAGGCGCUCAGCGAUGUGUCUGUCCGGGUCCAACGGCUCCAUCGCCUCGACCUCGCCCUCCGAGACUGCCAGGCCGAGCGUGCUGCAUGCAGAAGGCCAGGAGUGCGCGAGCAGCAGUGCAUCCACUCGGACACUGUGGAAGACGGUCCCGUGCGUGUAUGCUUCCAAGAUGUGACUCUAAAGACGCCUCUGCGGGCAGAUGCCGUGCCGCGGGUGCUUUGCAGCCGCUUGAGUUUUGAGCUCUUGGACGGGCAGUCUCUCCUCGUCACGGGUGAGAGCGGUAUUGGCAAGAGCUCACUUCUCCGCGCAGCUGCCGGGCUUUGGACUAACGGCUCAGGCACCAUACAGCUUUGUAACAGGAGUCAUGUAUUCUUUAUGCCGCAGAAGCCCUACAUGUUCCUAGGCUCUCUGCGCAGCCAGUUGCUCUACCCGCGCAUUGACGAUCGCAUGCUCAGCGACGGUGAGCUUGCAGAGGCAUUGAAGCGUGUUCGUUUGGGUGACCUGCUUGAUCGGCAUAACCUUAACGAAACCAAAGACUGGACCAGCAUUCUGUCGUUGGGCCAGCAGCAGCGCAUCAACUUUGCCCGGCUCCUGUUGAUGCCGCAGUCUGAGCUCGCUCUGAUGGACGAGUGCACCUCAGCCUGUGAUGUGCAGAGCGAGUCCCUUCUCUACCAACACCUGCAGAAGCAACUGCGCAGCUAUGUUUCCGUGGGGCACCGUCCAGCCUUGCGGAAGUUCCACAGCCAUGUCCUGUGGCUUCGCCACGUGGAAGGUGACCGGCAGGCGCGUGCAGAAGGCCUCUUCCUGCCGAUGUCUGAGUUCGAGUCCCGCGUCGCCUCGUGA
Messenger RNA from Symbiodinium sp. CCMP2456, 4662 nucleotides. NCBI's taxonomy places the organism in Eukaryota, Dinophyceae, Suessiales, Symbiodiniaceae. The record is from the annotation of a GenBank genome assembly.